AUGGGUUCCAGCGCGAGGAAGAAGCAGGAGAAGAAGAAGGAUUUUCAGUCACUAUCAACCGUCGCCCCCGAUGUCGUCCAGCAAUUCAAACACAACCUCUCUCUAGCGUCCUCGUCACGGUCUGAUAAACAGCGGCGUGACGCCUUGGCAUACCUCACCAGCCAGCUCUCCUCCCAUCCACCAGUGAAUCCCGUCGGGACAAACAUCCUCCUCUCAAAACUCCUUCCUCUCAUCUCAGACAGUUCAACGCCAGUCCGAAGUCAGCUGCUGAAGCUCCUGCGAGCGCUCCCGGAAGAGGAAGCCAAGCACAGCACCGAACAGGCCAUCAUGUUCAUCCGGGCAGGCAUGACGCAUCUGUCGGCCGAUAUUAGCGGCGACUCCCUUGGGGUUAUGGAGUGGCUUCUUGACGUGGCUGAGGACGAGCUUGUCACCAUCCCUGGCGGGUGGGUCAAGACUCUGAGCACAUUCUGUGUCACCAUGGGCUGGUCUCUUUCAUCGGCUGCUCAUGGCUGGACCUCGGCUGCUCGAAGUAGUCUUCGUGCCAAGGACGCUCAGACACUCGCACGCCAGAUAUCCAUUCUAUCCAGGUUUCUCCAAGCCGGACUCCGAUCAGAGACGGCAGCCGUGCCCAGCUCGGAAGAAUACUGGGACAGCUUCUAUGGGUUGCCACGUUCUUCAAAUGCCUUUGAGUAUCUCAACUUGUUUGGUUCACGGCGCGACGAGGAGGGAGAAAUGUAUCCGAACCGAGAAGCGAGGCAGCAGGUAUUCUAUCGGAGAUUCUUCGAGCCCGUUACAAAAGGGAUCGAAAAGGUUAAGAAAGAAGGCGGGGCGGCUGGGAGAGCAGCGGUUGGGCUCGAUCAAGUGUUGAAGAAUGGGAUGGGCGAUUAUGCUGCUUCCGCUGGAAUGGAUGCUCAGGACUUGUUAAACCUGUGGUAG
Molecule: messenger RNA, 936 nt
Organism: Trichoderma citrinoviride
Lineage: Eukaryota; Fungi; Ascomycota; Sordariomycetes; Hypocreales; Hypocreaceae
Exons: 2
Coding region: 1-936 (311 amino acids)
Source: RefSeq, a predicted model, not a curated record